AUGGCCGACGUCGAGUCCAACCCUGGCGCGGGCGGGAAGCCGCCGCCGUACAAGGACCCUGACAAUGGGAGCCGGCGGUUCUUACUCGAGUUGGAGUUCGUGCAGUGCCUCGCCAACCCUACCUACAUCCACUAUCUAGCGCAGAAUAGAUAUUUCAAGGAUGAGGCAUUUAUCGGGUACCUCAAGUACCUAAAAUACUGGCAGCGACCAGAGUAUAUCAAGUAUAUAAUGUAA
Messenger RNA from Miscanthus lutarioriparius, 234 nucleotides. NCBI's taxonomy places the organism in Eukaryota, Viridiplantae, Streptophyta, Magnoliopsida, Poales, Poaceae. The record is from the annotation of a GenBank genome assembly.